AAAGCUCCGAAUCCGUGUUUUAAAUGUGUAUCGUGAAAUUAAUACCGUUCCAAGGAAGAUGCUGAGAGAACUGCGGAUACUCCGAAUUUUUACGGUCAAGUCUCGAGUUCUCCUUUAACGAUUGCCUCUGUAAUACUGACGGAGGAAAUGGCGACCGACAUCGAAGAAUCGGACACCGAUGAUCACGAGAGGCCCACUCCGUCGAAAAGGCAAUGCACAAGAUUCGUUAAGGUCAACGAGACGUUUCAGGAUACGGUAAUUGAAAAGAGUUCGAGCGAUAAAGAUGAGACUACUCAACGUACAGACAACAUAGAAUACGACGAGGCAGAACUGCUUGCGAGGGAAAGGUUGAGAAGGUGGCAGGCGUGCCAAGUGGCUAAGGGAUUCGUGGACAAUAUCAUUAACAAAGUUUUAGAGAAUUAUAUUAUGGGAGCACCCCCUUCUUAUCCUCUCGAGGAAUCCAGAUUUCAGUUGUUCAGAGCAAACGAUAUGGAAGACACGGCGAUUAUGAUGGCGAUACGUCAUCACGGUCUGGUUCAGUCCGCGGAAUUGGUUCCCCAGUCCAGUGCGUUUUACAGUGAUAAAGCUCCAGGAUAUUGGACCGAUGUACAUUGUUCCUGUCCGUCUAAUCGUGUUCAAGGAAUCGGAAAUUUCGGAAACUCUGUAGCUACUACUUCUGCCAAUUCUUUGAGACUGAACGAUUCGACUAAUCUGGAAGAAUACAACGGACUAGAUUGGGAUUUGAAUAAAGUAGACGAGAGUGACCAGGAGGAGAACUUUUUAGAAAGAGCCGUAGCCGAGGCUAUCAAGAAAAAAGGACUCAGUGCUCUUAGCGUCGACUACGGUUGAGCACGCCUAAUAAAGUCUCGCCCUAAAAUAUGUUUAUAUAAUAGCGAUGCAUAUAAUUUUUUAUCUUUGCAAAUCUACUUCGAUUUGUACGAUCGACUUCAUAGAUGAUAUUCGUCAGAAGUUGUUCAGAUAAUUUUACUAAGGAAAACAAACUCUGAUGAUUAUCUAUUUCUUUACCUAUCGAAUGCAAAUGAAACCAGUUACGCGUAGAAGCGUAGCGUAUGCGUACGCUAGAUUAAAAUAUCUUCUACGAGAUUUCAUUAAUAUAUAAAAGAACACGAAUGUAGUACAAAAUUUUCUUUGUAUUCCAAUGCACUUUUUAAGAUCG
This is a messenger RNA of Hylaeus anthracinus, 1177 nucleotides long. RefSeq lists its product as uncharacterized. Bases 148 to 849 code for a protein of 233 amino acids. The transcript is spliced from 3 exons. The record is from RefSeq and is a predicted model, not a curated record. Lineage: Eukaryota; Metazoa; Arthropoda; Insecta; Hymenoptera; Colletidae.